AUGCCGCAUAUUGUUUAUGGUGCUAUUUGUUUUCUAAUGGGCAUAACCAUGGGGAUACUGCAUUUACUGAGCAACGCCAUUGAUGAAUUUCUUGCAAGAAAUGAAUUAUCACUAUCAAUGGUUAGAGGUCAAGGUUAUGAUGUGGCUUCUAAUAUGCGUGGAGAGUUUAACGGGCUUAAAGCUUUCAUUUUGAAAGAAAAUGAACAUGCAUAUUAUGUUCAUUGUUUGGCGCAUCAACUUCAAUUAGUUAUUGUUUCUAGUGUCAGUCAAAAUGGACUCGUAAGCAAUUUCUUUGAAUAUCUCUCUAUGAUUGUAAAUAUUGUUGGAAUUUUGUGUAAAAGGAGAGAUGAAUUGAGGCAUCGCCAAUUUGAUGAUCUUGCAAGAUAUGUAGAAUUGAGUGAUAUUGCUAUAGGAAAGGGAAUGAAUCAAGAAAUGAAUUUGGCUCGAGUCGGUGAUAUUCGUUGGGGUUCUCAUUUCAAGACAAUCACUCGACUUUUUAAUUUGUGGUAUUCAGUUAAAGGAAUUAUUGAAAUUAUAGCUACAAGUGGAAGUGAUGUGAAAAGUCGAGGACUUGCUGUAGGAUUGUUUGUUUGA
This is a messenger RNA of Andrographis paniculata, 594 nucleotides long. RefSeq lists its product as uncharacterized. Bases 1 to 594 code for a protein of 197 amino acids. Lineage: Eukaryota; Viridiplantae; Streptophyta; Magnoliopsida; Lamiales; Acanthaceae. The record is from RefSeq and is a predicted model, not a curated record. The transcript has 2 exons.